Messenger RNA from Symbiodinium sp. CCMP2456, 1731 nucleotides. The record is from the annotation of a GenBank genome assembly. NCBI's taxonomy places the organism in Eukaryota, Dinophyceae, Suessiales, Symbiodiniaceae.
GAACAGAUUCCGCAUUUCCGAAGGCAGCUGCAGGUUAGCACAUACGAACAUACCAGCAAAGUCAUUGCGGCCAUGACUGCCGACAGCUCCGACGGCGACGAGGUGCUUGAGCUGCCGGCGGCACAGUUCAGGGAGCUCCGCAGCUAUUUGGAGCUGGAGUUCGCCAAGCAGCAGGACCUUCUCCACGCGUUGCUUCACCGGGGCUCGGGUUCAACGCUGGCUCUUUCAUCGCCGAACAAGCUCAGCGGCGGCGAGGAAACGGUACGUCUGACACUUCGGGACCAAAUCGAGGAGCCCGCUUGUGAUGACGAUGACCGCGACGGUGAGAAAGCCAGCGCAGGCAGCUCCGUGUCAAAAGUGAAAAAGGACACCGUCUUCUGGCACCAGCAUCACAUGGAUCAAGCACAGCAGCAAGCGACGCACCUGAAGCGCGCCCGAACGGCCUCUGAGAGUGAGGGCAACGACACGUGGAGGACGAUGCUCCGACGCAUCGUUAAUUCUGACCGGUUCGGGAACUUGAUCAUGGCUCUCAUCAUGGCCAACGUCGUCCUCAUGGGCAUUGAGGUGGAUGUUUCGGCUACACUGGGCGAGGACGACAUCCCAAAUUGGUUCAACACGGUGAACCUCUUCAUGGUCGGCGCCUUCGUGAUCGAAACAACCCUGAAGCACCUGGCAUUUGGCUGUGCUGGGUUCUGGUGCGGCGAUGACUUCGGCUGGAACAUCUUUGAUUUCGCCGUCGUCGUCGUGUCCGUCGUGGAAGUUUUCUUGGACGUCUGGGCUCAGAGCGUGGAUGCGAACUCCGGACAGGUUCGGAUGCUGCGGACCGUGCGGCUCGUCCGCGCCCUUCGAGGAAUGAGGCUGGUCCGUGUAUUUCGGUAUGUGGUUGCCCUGCGAACGCUCAUUCUGUCUAUCAUCGCCACCACGGGCUCUCUCAUUUGGACACUCCUGCUCUUCGUCAUGCUUUGUUACUCCUUUGGCAUGGCCAUUGCGCAGUUCGCAACGGACCAUUGUCGAUUUCAGGCCAUCGAGCGAACGCUGGACCCCAAUGCGAUACCAGAAUGUCCGGAGGGUUUGAGGACAUAUUGGUCCAGUGUGGAGACCAGCAUGCUGACGCUGUUCCUUGCAAUUUCUGGCGGGAUCAGCUGGGAUGUGGCACUUCAGCCCCUGCGGGAGUUCUCUGUGGUGCCGACGGCUUUGCUGAUGUUGUACAUCUUCAUUGCGGUCUUCGCAAUUUUGAACGUGGUGACCGGCGUGUUCUGCAACACCGCAAUUGAGAGCGCCCAUGCUGACAAGGAGCUGGCGACCGUGAUUUACGAGCGCUCAAAGCAGGGCCAAGUCGAAGCUCUCCGCACGAUCUUCGAGGAGAUGGAUUUCUCCAGCGCCGAACACAUCAGCAUCCACGACGUUGAAAGGGCGAUGGCACAUGGCCGCCUGUCCGACUUCCUGGGAUCCAUGGGCAUCUCCACGGAGGAUGUUUGGACCUUCUUCAUGCUCAUCGACAUGGACGAGAACGGACUUCUCGAUCUCGAUGAGUUUGUCUCCGGAUGCAUGCAGUUGAACGGGCCUGCGCGGAGCAUUCAACUCGCGAAGAUGAGCUACGAGAACAAGGUGUCAAGGAGAGAAAUUCGAUGCAUCGCAGAGGAGCUAAAGCAGCUGUCCGAGCAGGUGCAAGCAGCAGACGCUUCUCCCCAGGAGAGCAGACGUCGCAUCAUCACCAGCGAAGCAUUCUGA